Molecule: messenger RNA, 1865 nt
Organism: Athalia rosae (coleseed sawfly)
Lineage: Eukaryota; Metazoa; Arthropoda; Insecta; Hymenoptera; Athaliidae
Product: probable mitochondrial glutathione transporter SLC25A40
Exons: 7
Coding region: 594-1649 (351 amino acids)
Biological process (GO): mitochondrial transmembrane transport
Source: RefSeq, a predicted model, not a curated record
AUCUCAUACGGCUCAGUCAACGAUUUCAGACCUAUACUAAAAUCGUUGGCCCGGUCAGGUUUCUGCUUGACAGGUGUGGCAGUUAUGAUAACAGUUCGAGUGGAUUCUUCAGUCAACGUCUGUGGUGAUGAAGACUGCGAGCCAGUAUGAUGUGAAUUAUUUAAAUGGGAAAUCAGAUUUUCAUACUAAGAUGAGGCUGGGAAACGUUUAUCACGAGCCGAACUCGCGACACUCGCGUUAUGUAGAUUAUGUACAUAUAUAUAACAAUUGAUUAAAUCCGAAUAUAUCACGAAGACUAAUAUAGCACUGUAUUUGCUGCAUCGCUACUGUCACCAUUGUGUUGUUGACAUUGAAAAUCAAAAAUCGGAGCUAUAAUCCGUAAUUAUUGGAAGUGUCUAGUUUGACGUGAACGAUUGAAAUAUUUUUCUGUGUGGUUGAUACUAUUAUACAGUAUUUUGAGAUCUCGUAUUGUAUUGAUUAUGCGACUAGCUAGAAAUAUUGUCAUAGGGUUAUGUGUAUCUUGUAAAUUUUGAAUUACGACGGCAGUUUAGAUUGUUGACCAAAGUCAAAUUAUAUGAAUAUUAUAUUCGAAAAUGGGUGCUAAUACCGUAGACAUCGAUUUGGAUGAUCCAAGAUUCCGCAUUAGACCGUAUCAACAAAUGGUAGCAUCUUGCACCGGAGCUCUCAUUACAUCGAUCAUCGUAACACCGUUGGAUGUCGUUAAAAUUCGUUUACAAACGCAACAGAAGGCCAUGUCUUCUAAUAAAUGUUUUUUGUAUUGCAAUGGUCUCAUGGAUCACUUGUGUCCUUGCCUGGAUGGCAAAAGUCCACCCUGGAUGCAGGCUAAUGGAAAAUUCACCGGCACACUUGAUGCAAUAACCAAGAUCAGCAGAUCCGAAGGGGUCUUAUCUCUAUGGAGUGGUCUGAGUCCCACACUGGUUCUAGCUGUACCUGCAACCAUAGUAUAUUUUGUAUCUUAUGAACAAUUGAGACUAUUUUUCAAGGAUACUUACAACGAUAGAUAUAAUAAAGGAGGAAAAAAUUCAGCCCAGCCAUUCUGGAUUCCGGUGUUGGCUGGUAGUACUGCAAGAAUCUGGGCGGCCUCUUUAGUUAGCCCAUUAGAGCUCAUUAGAACAAAGAUGCAAUCUCAAAAACAGAGUUACACAGAAAUCGGACAAGCUUUGAAAACAGUUAUCAGAUAUAAUGGGAUAUCUGGUCUGUGGAUGGGCCUGGGAUCAACAUUGUUACGUGACGUACCUUUCAGUGCAAUCUAUUGGCUGAAUUAUGAAACUAUAAAACAAUAUUUUUGGGGAACUCAGCGAACGUUUACAUUUAAUUUAGCAGCUGGAGCUGUAGCAGGUUCCAUCGCAGCUUUGUUGACAAUCCCAUUUGACGUCGUGAAGACUCAUCGGCAAAUAGAGAUGGGUGAGAAAAAAAUUUAUUCAGAGCAACCUGCGCGCAGUGGCAGUACGUACUCUACGAUAAGAUUAAUUUACGGUCAAAAUGGAAUCCGAGGCCUAUUCGCCGGACUAACUCCUCGCCUGGUCAAGGUUGCUCCAGCUUGUGCAAUUAUGAUAGCGACGUUCGAGCAUGGUAAACGAUUUUUCCAGGCAUACAAUGCUAACCAGAUGCUAGAACUCAAGACUUGAAUGCAGCAUUAUGAAGACGAACCAAGCAAUAGCUCAUCCAUCGGAGUUGAUAAUACCGUACAUGAUUCAAAUGCCGGUUCAACUAUGAAUUCUGAUUCUGGAAGACCAGAAAUUUUUAUAAACUCUGGUUUCAAAAUUUAUUCACUGCGUUUAUUUAUAACAAGUUGAGUGAAUGGCAAAUUCGAAGAAUACAAUUAUAAAAAAUGUUCGACAGAA